AUGGAUGCUACUGAUUGGAGAACACAACUUCAACUUGAUUCUCGACAGAGAAUUGUUACCAAGAUAAUGGAAACUCUAAAACGAUGCGUUAUAAUUUCUGGGCCAGAGGGAUUGGUGGAGCUUAAUAAAAUUGCUGUUAGAUUCGAGGAAAAAAUAUUCACUGCUGCCACAAGUCAGACGGAUUAUCUACGAAAAAUAUCUUUGAAGAUGCUAACAAUGGAGACAAAAUCUAAGACAAAUGGAGUUGCUAAUUCUUUGCCAUUAAAUACUGGUGGUGGUAGCCAAAAUCCUCAAGAUCCAGCGUGUCAGUGUGCAGUCCGAAGUGCGCAACCCAGGGCAGUCACAAAUUCCUUUAGACAACCAGUCUCAAGCACGGCAGCAGCUGUUAUCCCAGAAUAUUCAGAAUAACAUUGCAAAUUCUGGGAUCCAAGGACCUGUGGCAUCGUCUUCUACAUUGCCAUCUGGGGCCAAUCUCACUCAGUCCUUACACCGACUUCGUCUGUGAAUCUAGGAUCUAAUAAUUGACUGGCAACUAAAAACGUUCAUAUUUUGUUUUCAUGUUUGGUGGUGAUAUGACAAUUAUUUAUUCCUUUUAUGGGAAGAAAUCAACAUU
Molecule: messenger RNA, 613 nt
Organism: Papaver somniferum (opium poppy)
Lineage: Eukaryota; Viridiplantae; Streptophyta; Magnoliopsida; Ranunculales; Papaveraceae
Product: mediator of RNA polymerase II transcription subunit 15a-like
Exons: 4
Coding region: 1-408 (135 amino acids)
Biological process (GO): regulation of DNA-templated transcription
Molecular function (GO): transcription coactivator activity; chromatin DNA binding
Source: RefSeq, a predicted model, not a curated record